AUGCCCACGCAGACGGAGCAGCUGGAUCUGCCCCCAUAUCCCCAAUGUGAGGUGCCUGUGUCCGACCAGGGUGGGAAACGGCGCAGAGGCUCAUCUUCAUCUGUCGAUGGAACCCGAAAAAGACUGCUUCACCCAUUGGAGUUUCCUGAUCUUUGGUCAGGCUCUCCCACCGAAAUAAAUACACCGAGUGUCCUCUCACCGUCACUCGCGUCAAUUCGCCAAACCGACUUUGAGCGUGCUUCGCCUCGUCGCAGCAAUGAUGGGAAUCUCGCGCGUCUCAUAGAAGCACUUCGUGACGCCACUGACGAGACGAUCAUCGAAGCACUUAGACAAACGAAUCACAGUGACCUGCUAGCUUUACGACAAAAUACGGAUCAAAAACUGCCAGCCGGGCUUGAACGACAUGUCUGUAAGAUGUUUGACGACUUUGGUGUCAAUAUGUCCGGGCAUCUUCAUGACGAGAUCCUUCACCGUUUGCGCAACGCGAUACCUGAAUACCUAGGCGACUCAAAUUUCGAAGAGAUUGUCCGUAAUCAAAUCUCUGACGAAUUCGAAACCAUACAAACCGAAUAUCUUGCACAGGUCGAUGAAAAGAUCGAGGAUGGUAGAUUCGAAAUACAAGAUGUCGCCAAUGAUUCUUGGAAGGUAUUUGAGGAUGAUGCGCUACGCCUCAAGGAUGAUAUCAAGGAUGAGAUCAAGGAUGAGAUCAAGGAUGAGAUCAAGGCUGAAAUCAAGGCUGAAAUGCUUGGGUUUCAGGAAAACCCCGCUAGGUUCAAGCGCUUGUUUCAUAAUAGCAAGUCAAGGCCAUACAGCCAUGCAAGGUAUCUCUCUAUCUAG
Molecule: messenger RNA, 837 nt
Organism: Penicillium antarcticum
Lineage: Eukaryota; Fungi; Ascomycota; Eurotiomycetes; Eurotiales; Aspergillaceae
Exons: 2
Coding region: 1-837 (278 amino acids)
Source: RefSeq, a predicted model, not a curated record